Messenger RNA from Propithecus coquereli (Coquerel's sifaka), 2602 nucleotides. It is a transcript of the gene SEC14L1, whose product is annotated as SEC14-like 1 (S. cerevisiae). Gene Ontology annotation, molecular function: RIG-I binding. Gene Ontology annotation, cellular component: cytosol; cytoplasm. Gene Ontology annotation, biological process: negative regulation of RIG-I signaling pathway. The transcript is spliced from 16 exons. Bases 107 to 2263 code for a protein of 718 amino acids. Lineage: Eukaryota; Metazoa; Chordata; Mammalia; Primates; Indriidae. The record is from RefSeq and is a predicted model, not a curated record.
GCGACGGCACCGCGGAGUCGCCGGCAUGAGCGUCCCCCGUCGCCCCGCGUCCCGGGCCCGGCCUUUCUGACAAGAGGUGUGAGAGGAUUGCUAUUGCAUUACAAUCAUGGUGCAGAAAUACCAGUCACCAGUGAGGGUGUAUAAACACCCCUUUGAAUUAAUUAUGGCUGCCUAUGAAAGGAGGUUCCCUACAUGUCCUUUGAUUCCGAUGUUCGUGGACAGUGACACUGUGAAUGAAUUCAAGAGUGAAGAUGGGGCUAUUCAUGUCAUCGAAAGGCGCUGCAAACUGGAUAUAGAUGCACCCAGACUGCUGAAGAAGAUUGCCGGAGUUGAUUAUGUUUAUUUUGUCCAGAAAAACUCACUGAAUUCUCGGGAACGUACUUUGCACAUCGAGGCCCAUAAUGAAACGUUUUCCAAUCGGGUCAUCAUUAACGAGCAUUGCUGCUAUACCGUUCACCCUGAAAAUGAAGAUUGGACCUGUUUUGAACAGUCUGCGAGUUUAGAUAUUAAAUCUUUCUUUGGUUUUGAAAGUACUGUGGAAAAAAUUGCAAUGAAACAAUAUACCAGCAACAUUAAAAAAGGAAAAGAAAUCAUUGAAUACUACCUUCGUCAAUUGGAAGAAGAAGGCAUAACCUUUGUGCCCCGUUGGACUCCACCUUCCAUCACACCCUCUGCAGAAUCGUCAUCAUCAUCUUCAUCGUGCAAAAAACAAGCAGCGGCCAUGGCCAUCGUCAUCCCAGACGCUGCCCUUAAGGAAGGGCUGAGUGGCGAGGCCCUCGGCAGCCCUGGCGGGGCACCUGAGCCUGUGGUGGGGACUCCUGACGACAAACUAGAUGCAGACUACAUCAAGAGAUACCUGGGUGAUUUGACCCCACUGCAGGAGAGCUGCCUUAUUAGGCUUCGCCAGUGGCUCCAGGAGACCCACAAGGGCAAGAUUCCAAAAGAUGAGCAUAUUCUUCGGUUCUUACGUGCUCGGGAUUUUAACAUUGACAAAGCCAGAGAGAUCAUGUGUCAGUCCUUAACCUGGCGGAAGCAGCACCAGGUAGACUACAUUCUGGACACCUGGAACCCUCCCCAGGUCCUUCAGGAUUACUAUGCGGGAGGCUGGCACCAUCACGACAAAGACGGGCGGCCGCUGUAUGUGCUCAGGCUGGGACAGAUGGACACCAAAGGCCUGGUGCGAGCCCUCGGGGAGGAAGCCCUGCUGAGAUAUGUUCUCUCCAUAAAUGAAGAAGGGCUAAGACGGUGUGAGGAAAACACAAAAGUCUUUGGUCGCCCUAUCAGUUCAUGGACCUGCCUGGUGGACCUGGAGGGGCUGAACAUGCGCCACCUGUGGAGGCCGGGAGUGAAAGCCCUGCUGCGCAUCAUCGAGGUGGUGGAGGCCAACUACCCCGAGACGCUGGGCCGCCUGCUCAUCCUCCGGGCGCCUAGGGUGUUUCCUGUCCUCUGGACGCUGGUUAGUCCAUUCAUUGAUGACAACACCAGAAGGAAAUUCCUCAUUUAUGCAGGAAAUGACUACCAGGGUCCUGGGGGCCUGCUGGAUUACAUCGAUAGAGAGAUUAUUCCAGAUUUCCUGAGUGGGGAGUGCAUGUGUGAAGUGCCAGAGGGCGGACUGGUCCCCAAAUCUCUGUACAGGACCGCGGAGGAGCUGGAGAACGAGGACCUCAAGCUGUGGACUGAGAGCAUCUACCAGUCGGCGAGUGUGUUCAAAGGGGCCCCGCACGAGAUUCUCAUUCAGAUUGUGGAUGCCUCUUCGGUGAUCACUUGGGAUUUUGACGUGUGCAAAGGGGACAUUGUCUUUAACAUCUAUCACUCCAAGAGAUCACCACAGCCACCCAAAAAGGACUCCCUGGGGGCCCACAGCAUCACUUCUCCAGGCGGGAACAAUGUGCAGCUCAUAGACAAAGUCUGGCAGCUGGGCCGUGACUACAGCAUGGUGGAGUCGCCUCUCAUCUGCAAAGAAGGAGAAAGCGUGCAGGGCUCACAUGUGACCAGGUGGCCGGGCUUCUACAUUCUGCAGUGGAAAUUCCAUAGCAUGCCUGCGUGUGCUGCGACCAACCUGCCCCGGGUGGACGACGUGCUGGCCUCCCUGCAGGUCUCUUCUCACAAGUGUAAAGUGAUGUACUACACCGAAGUGAUCGGCUCUGAGGAUUUCAGAGGUUCAAUGACCAGCCUGGAGUCCAGCCACAGUGGGUUCUCCCAGCUGAGUGCUGCCACCACCUCCUCCAGCCAGUCCCACUCCAGCUCCAUGAUUUCCAGGUAGUGCUGCGACGCCUGUGCCUAGUGUGCGGAGGGGAUGGCCACACCUGCUUGGACAGCCAGCCACGCUCUGCCCGCCCGCCCAGCGGCGACACUGUGCCGACUCCUCACCUCUAGAUAGCAGAUAGCUCUCCAGAUGGUUAAUGUAGUCAUUUGAUCCCAAAGCUAUCUUGACAGGUAGUUUUAAUGCUCACCCUAACUUUAACUCAAUAGCCAUAGAUUUUGUAUACAGUGUGCACAAAAUCAAACCAGAGCACAAGGGCUCUCUUCAAAGAAAAGUAGUUUAUAUACCAAUUAAGAGAUUGACUUUAUUUCAAAUAUUGAUGCAAAAAAUUUUUCCAAC